GGGACCUUCUCUCUCUCUCUCUCUCUCUCUCAGACUCACACACACACACAGAAGCCGAAAAUGCCUGCAGAUUACAAUGGCCGCUGGGAGAUGGUCAAGAAUGACAACUUUGAGGGGGUCAUGAAAGCCAUCGACAUUGACUUUGCAACACGCAAAAUAGCCGCACAUCUGACACAGACUAAAAUAAUGGUCCAGAAAGGAGACGUUUUCGAGACCAAGACGCUCAGCACCUUCCGCAACUAUGAGGUCAACUUCACCGUCGGAGUGGAGUUUGAGGAACACACAAAAGGACUGGACAACAGGAAAGUCAAGACACUGGUGACGUGGGAUGGGGAUAAGCUUGUGGCCGUGCAGAAGGGAGAGAAGGCCAAUCGCGGCUGGACGCAAUGGAUUGAGGGAGAUAUCCUGUAUCUGGACAUCACAGCAGAGGACCAAGUGUGUCACCAAACGUUCAAGAAGACAGAGUGAUACCUACUGUAGCCCUGCAUCAUCCAAUCCUGCCAUCUUGAUGAUGAAACCCAUUGCACAAAUUGAAACCCGUUGCAUUAAACAUUGAAUU
Molecule: messenger RNA, 559 nt
Organism: Sardina pilchardus (European sardine)
Lineage: Eukaryota; Metazoa; Chordata; Actinopteri; Clupeiformes; Clupeidae
Product: retinol-binding protein 2-like
Exons: 4
Coding region: 61-468 (135 amino acids)
Biological process (GO): fatty acid transport
Cellular component (GO): nucleus; cytosol
Molecular function (GO): fatty acid binding
Source: RefSeq, a predicted model, not a curated record